AAUACUAGCUGAGGGCAAGAAGUUUCACUUGUCUAUGUAUCUGGUCAAAGGCAGUGAAGAGUCUCACAACUGGCAUCUUUUCGUCUUCGAAGAAAGAUAACCAUCUUCUUUCGUCCUCCCAGUCGGUGUAGUGACAACAGGGUAUGGAUAAUAACGCAGUUGUUGCCGCAGAGAAACCGGCGGACGUGAACACCACGCUGUCAGCCGCGGAGAGCAUGCAGACAGCAGAGGCGACAAAAUGUGGUAAACGCAAAAAUCACGACACCGACGAACCAGAGACGAGUGUUAAGGGCAAGAAGCGGAGAGGAGCGGGAGGGAAGAAGCUCCGUCCGGGCGACAGAUACAUCCCUCCCCCGCAGAAGCGCAACCCGGGGGUCAGCUUCAACCAGGAGCAUUUCAGUGAGACCUCCUACUACUUUGAGGGGGGGCUAAGGAAGGUCUUCCCCUACUACUUUGACUUUAAAACCUACUGCAAAGGUCGGUGGAUUGGGAAGACCCUGGAGGAGGUGUUUAAAAACGAGUUCAGGGCUGAAUCUAUAGAGUAUUAUCAGGAGGCUGCUAAGGAGGGUCGCAUCCGGAUGAACGAGACACCUGUGGAGGAUCUAAGCUUUGUUCUCAGGAAUAAUGACCACAUGAGGAACACCGUGCACCGCCAUGAGCCCCCUGUGGUUGACACGCCUCUAGAGAUCCUUGCAGAUGAUGGUGAAGUGCUGGUGGUGAACAAACCCGCCUCCAUCCCUGUUCACCCAUGUGGUCGUUUCCGCCACAACACGGUGAUCUUCAUCCUUGGUAAAGAGCGGGGCAUCUCUGAGCUCCAUACCGUCCACAGACUGGACAGGCUCACCUCUGGAGUCCUGCUGUUUGCCCGGACGCUUGAGACAUCCCAGAAGCUGGACCAGAAAGUGAGAGACAGACAGCUGGAAAAGGAGUACGUAUGUCGUGUAGAGGGGGAAUUUCCUGAGGAUGAAGUCAUCUGCGAAGAGCCUAUCCUGGUUGUUUCCUUUAAAAUUGGCCUCUGCAGAGUUGACCCAAAGGGAAAGGAGUGCCGAACUGUUUUCCAGCGGCUCAGCUUCAAUGGUAGAACGAGCGUAGUCCGCUGCUUGCCCCUCACUGGCCGGACCCACCAGAUCAGGGUUCACCUCCAGUACUUGGGCUUCCCCAUCCUCAACGAUCCCAUCUACGGUUCCUCAGCCUGGGGUCCUCACAGGGGUAAGGGGGGGGUCGUUGGGAAGAGCAAUGAGGAGUUGCUGCAGGCCUUGGUAGAAGAGAAUCGUUCACAGGAGAGCUCACACCUGCUUGAUGUCACAGAUGACUGCACAGAGGGAAAGAGGGAGGAGGGGAAAAAACACGGAGACUCACAUGAAAAGUCCGAUGGCUCCUCUCAACGUGACAAGAGUGGAGGAAGUUGUGAGGUACAAGUAGAUUCUUGUGAUGGUGACAAAAAGCUACAUGGCUGUGAAAGUGUAAAUGUGAACACUAACAACACCUCGGAUAAAGAACCAGAGAAUCCUUCACCAGCAACAUCAAAUGGAAAUCAAAGCGAUGCAGCCGACUCGGCUCAGAAAACUCCUUCAGGGACUCGAGACCACCUGUGUAGUGAGUGUAAACUGGUGCGACCGGACCCCACGAAGAAGGAGCUCAUCAUGUAUCUCCAUGCUUUACGCUACAAAGGACCUGAUUUUGAAUAUUCCACUUGUUUACCUGUGUGGGCCAAAGAGGACUGGGAGGAAGAGGACGAGUAGCUUUGAUGUGUCCGUGACCAGAAAUCCUUUGACUGUUUUUCUUUUAGGGCUUUUAUUUUGCUAUUCUCGGUUCCUCAGUACGUUCUCUGAAGGCGGCAGUAAAUUCUUUGACAUUUUUGCUGCUGUUAGCAUUUAAUAUAGAAGGCUUUCUUAUUUUACUGUAAGGACCGCUUUAAUUUAAUGUCAUCCUUGAAACCUUACAUUGUCAGUUGUUAUAACAGCAAAUAUUUGAAAUAAAUUCAGAGACAGUCUG
Molecule: messenger RNA, 1995 nt
Organism: Cololabis saira (Pacific saury)
Lineage: Eukaryota; Metazoa; Chordata; Actinopteri; Beloniformes; Belonidae
Gene: rpusd2
Product: RNA pseudouridine synthase domain containing 2
Exons: 3
Coding region: 144-1742 (532 amino acids)
Biological process (GO): pseudouridine synthesis
Molecular function (GO): RNA binding; pseudouridine synthase activity
Source: RefSeq, a predicted model, not a curated record